Camelina sativa (false flax) is the source of this 2598-nucleotide messenger RNA. The record is from RefSeq and is a predicted model, not a curated record. NCBI's taxonomy places the organism in Eukaryota, Viridiplantae, Streptophyta, Magnoliopsida, Brassicales, Brassicaceae.
AUGAAGAAAGAAGAUGAUGGUUACAAUUAUAUUUGUGAAUUGGGUUGUAAGAGCAUUUCCUGGAAACUUUCUGAGAUUCGAUGGCUGAAGUUUGAAAAAUUCAUUAAAUCUGUAGAUGUUACGACACCUAUUAGCUUAGUCUGGUUCAAAGAAGCAAGUGAGGAAACGAAGAUGAUGAAAAUAAGAGCAGAAGAAGGAAGUGAAUAUGGCAAUUCAGAUGAAGAUGAUAAGCCACCAAAAGAAGAUGAUGAGCCUGAGGAAUCUGAAGAUGAAACACCUGCAAGUGAUGGUGAAAAUGAAAAGGGGAAAUUUGGUGAUGAUUUAGAUGAAAUUCAAGAACAAGAGACUGUAAAUCAGAAUGGGUCAGAGGGUUUGAAUGCAAAUCAAAUUGAGGUUGAUGAUGGGGAUGAGGUUGUUAUAGAUGCAGGAGAUGGUCGUGAUGAUGAUAGGUUUCAGUUCGUAUUUGAGGAAGGUUCAAGGAGAAAUGCAGAGUUAGAUAAUGCAACUCAAAAACUGGCGGAAGAGCAAGCAACAGAAAGAAGGGAAGAGGAAGUAGAAACUGAUCCAGAAUUUGGAUUAGAGGAUUCAAAGUAUCCAGAUACACCAUUAGAAUCAGAAGAAGAGUGGGAAGAGUGGAAGAAUCCAAGAAGAGAGAAGAGGAAAGAUAAGUUUCAUGGAGAUUUGAAUAAAGAGUCUUACAUCUGGUUGUUUCAGACUUUCAACAGCGGAUUAGAGUUCAAAGACCAAUUGCUCAGAUACUCAUUAAAUACUCAGUAUGAUGUUAAAAUGGCAAAUUCAGAAGCAAACAGGAUUGCUGCUGUUUGUUGCAAGGAUAAAUGUCCAUGGAAAUUUUUUUGCUCAGUUGAGCAUCCAAUAAACAAGUGGAUGGUUAAAUUAUGUCACUACAAGCACAACCAUGGGAAGUCUAGCAGAGUUCCAAUGCUGAAGCAAGGUCUUAUAGAAGGGUUAUUCAGAGAGGAGAUAAGAAGGAAUGUCAAUUUAUCAGCUGCAGAUAUAAAGGACAUCAUCAAAGAAAGGUAUGAUAUAGUUGUUAACAUAUCAAAGUGUUAUAAAGGAAGAAGGAUUGCUUUGGAUUCAGUUCUAGAAGCUCAGGCAAUUCAGUUUGCUAAGCUUUGGGAUUAUGAGGCCGAGAUUAAACGGUCUCACAAGGACAUCAGAACAGAGAUUGUAACAGUUGAGAACAAUGGUAGACAACAAUUUCAGGCUUUCUAUAUCUGUUUUGAUGAAUUUCGGAGAACAUGGCUGAAGUGUUGUAGACCGGUGAUUGACUUAGAUGAAUGCUUCUUGAAGUGGGAUUUAGAGGGUGAUUUGCUUGCAGCCGUUGGUAGAGAUGCAGAUAACAAGAUGUAUCCAAUUGCAUGGGCAGUUGUAACUGGUGAAAACAAAGACACUUGGGGUUGGUUUAUCAAAAAAUUGAAGACAGAUUUAAACUUAGGCGUGGGCGAAAAUCUCACCAUCAUUUCUGAUAAAGAAAAGGGUCUUGUUAUUGCUAUAGGUUCAGAACUUCCUCAAGCAGAGCACCGUAUGUGUGCAAGGCAUAUUUAUGGUAAUUGGAAGAAGACUUUUUCAAGGUCAAAAUACAAAAACUUGUUUUGGGGUGUUGCAUACAGCUACCAUCAAGGGGAGUAUGAGGAGAAGAUGAAGUUGGUGUAUGCGUAUGAUCCUAUUGCCUAUGAGGCUUUAUUAAAUUAUGAACCAGAGAAGUGGUGUAGAGCAUUCUUUAAUCCUGAGUCUCAUUGUGCUGAUGUGCACAACAAUCUUUCAGAAGCGUUUAAUAGAACAAUUAAGAUUGCAAGAAGUAAGCCUGUCAUUACCAUGUUGGAAGAUAUUAGAAGACAAGCCAUGGUUAGGAUUUCACGUAGGUGGACAAAAGCAGAUAAGUGUAAUUCCUUUCUCACACCAAUCACAAUGGCAAUAUUGGAGAAAGCACGGAUUGAGAAGAAGUAUUGCAGAACAUUACGCAGUAGCUCCUACAUUUAUGAGGUAAAUGAAUUUAAUGUUAGAUAUACAGUUGACUUAGCAAGACACCAAUGUGCAUGCCGAAGAUGGGAUCUUACAGGAAUACCAUGCAAACAUGCUGUAUGCGUAUUAGAUGACAACCAAGAUGAUCCCGAGAAAUAUGUGGCUAGCUAUUAUGAAACUUCAUGCUUCAAGAACACAUAUGUGGAAAAUAUUAAACCUGUCAAUGGUGAGCAGUUCUGGAGUAAAACAGGAAAAUCUCCUAUUGCAAUUCCAAACAUUCGUAAGCCAAGAGGUCGGCCAAAAAAACGUGAUAGGAAGAAAGAGCCCUUUGAAUCACUUAAAAACCAUGGAAAAUCAACAAGACAUGGUAGGAUACCACAUUGCAGCCGUUGUGGUCAAGCUGGACAUAUCAAGAGUGGAUGUAAAAAUGAACCAGCGGUUGUGGAGGGACCAAAAAACAGGCGUGGUAGACCACGCAAACAACCAUAUGAGUGCACCUCAGCCUUCAGUCUCUUCUAACAAACCAAAGCCAAAGAAGUGUGGACGCCCACUUAAGGUAAGGAAAUUGGAAAACAUUCCAAGAGGGGUUGGAACAUUUUGGAGCCCCUUCACAGA